CACAUCAUGGACUCUCUUUCCUCAUCUUUCCUUUCCACCUUUCCACCACCAAACUCCACCGUCUCUCAACCACCACCGUCGCCACGGUCCUCCUUGCCACCACCGUCUCCGUUUCGUGUCCGGUCCGUCCGAAUCGAAGAAAAACCACAAACCGUCACGACCACCACCAAGAGGUCCAGUCAAGAACGAACGAAAAAGCCAACACCAUCAACGAAGAAUGCGAAUCGCUUGAGAAGAUCAAUGGCGGUAGAUCAAUCACUACCUGCCACCAUCUUCAAUGCGUUUGAUGAUAUCAUAAACAAGUUUAUAGAUCCACCGGUACGGGCUUCGGUUGACCCGAGACAUGUCCUGUCUGAUAACUUCUCGCCGGUUAACGAACUCCCUCCGACUGAGUGUGAGGUCAGUGAGGGUGCACUUCCGAGUUGCCUUGACGGCGUUUACUUUCGUAAUGGGCCGAACCCGCAGUUUCUACCACGGGGUCCGUACCACCUUUUCGACGGCGACGGUAUGCUACACGCGAUUCGUAUCUCGAAAGGAAAAGCCACGUUAUGUAGUCGGUAUGUGAAGACAUACAAGUAUAACAUAGAGAAGGAUGCCGGGUUUCCCAUCAUCCCGAAUGUUUUUUCGGGAUUCAAUGGUUUGACCGCCUCCGCGGCUCGCAUGGCGGUAACCGCGGGACGGUUUUUGGCGGGCCAGUUUGACCCGUCCAAAGGUAUUGGCUUGGCCAAUACCAGCUUGGCGUUUUUUGGCAAUAAGCUUUAUGCAUUAGGGGAGUCGGAUCUCCCCUAUGCCGUUAAACUCGCGCCUGAUGGUGAUAUAAUCACUCUCGGUCGCCAUGACUUUGACGGAAAGCUUUUCAUGAGCAUGACGGCUCACCCAAAAAUCGAUCCGGUAACCAAAGAAGCUUUCGCUUUUCGCUACGGUCCAAUGCCCCCUUUCCUAACAUUUUUCCGAUUCAACGAAAAUGGAGAGAAACAAGCCGACGUUCCGAUCUUCUCAAUGACGAGCCCGUCUUUUCUCCAUGACUUCGCCAUCACUAAAAACUACGCCAUAUUUUCGGAGAUCCAAAUCGGGAUGAACCCGAUGGAGAUGAUCGGCGGUGGGUCCCCGGUGAGUGCGGACACCGGAAAAGUAUCUAGGGUUGGGGUUAUCCCCAGGUACGCUAAGGAUGAGUCGGAGAUGAAAUGGUUCGAGGUUCCAGGGUGGAACAACGUACAUUCCGUCAACGCUUGGGAGGAGGACGGCGGAGAUACGGUGGUGAUGUUGGCGCCGAACAUAUUGUCGGUGGAGCAUACGUUGGAGAGGAUGAGUCUGAUCCAUGCGUCGUUAGAGAAGGUGACCAUUAAUCUCAAGAGUGGGAUGGUAUCAAGGCACCCGCUUUCAACCAGAAAUUUAGACUUUGGCGUCAUCAACCCGAGUUUCGUCGCUAUAAAAAACAGGUAUAUGUAUUUUGGAGUUGGAGAUCCAAUGCCUAAGAUUUCUGGGGUCGUCAAGUUAGACAUCACAUUGUCAGAAGUUGACCGCCAGGAGUGCAUAGUGGCUAGCCGGAUGUUCGGCCCUGGUUGUUUUGGCGGUGAGCCGUUCUUUGUGGCCAAGGAACCAGACAACCCUGAUGCCGACGAGGACGAUGGGUACAUAAUUUCAUAUGUGCAUGAUGAGAAUACCGACGAGUCAAAGUUCAUGGUGAUGGAUGCCAAGUCACCGACACUUGAGAUUGUCGCCGUUGUGGACUUGCCUCAGCGAGUUCCGUAUGGUUUUCAUGGUCUCUUUGUCACGGAGAGUAAUAUGAACAUGCUAUGAAAAAUGAAUCACCCAUGCUUAUUAUAGAAAUAGAUGCAAUAGAUAUUUUAAAUUUUCAUGUAUAUAUAAGAUGAUCAAAAAA
Molecule: messenger RNA, 1882 nt
Organism: Cynara cardunculus var. scolymus (artichoke)
Lineage: Eukaryota; Viridiplantae; Streptophyta; Magnoliopsida; Asterales; Asteraceae
Product: probable carotenoid cleavage dioxygenase 4, chloroplastic
Exons: 2
Coding region: 7-1800 (597 amino acids)
Biological process (GO): carotene catabolic process
Cellular component (GO): chloroplast stroma
Molecular function (GO): carotenoid dioxygenase activity
Source: RefSeq, a predicted model, not a curated record